Molecule: messenger RNA, 2276 nt
Organism: Styela clava
Lineage: Eukaryota; Metazoa; Chordata; Ascidiacea; Stolidobranchia; Styelidae
Source: RefSeq, a predicted model, not a curated record
UGUAUUUUCUUUGACAUGAAUUCUCCAGUGCCACGUUGGCAAUCACCCGGCGAAUUGUGCAUUGGAGCGUGGCAGGCGAGGUUCGUGUCGUUUUCUUCAUUUGGUGAGUUUGCUGAUUUCCUCGGUUUUCUGAUCGUUUUGUCAUCGUAUAGGUAUCUGCUUCGUUCAAACAUGAAAGUUUUGAUUCUUCUGUCGUUAGUAUGCUUCUCCCAAGCUGCUAUUCGACUUUCAUCAGUUUUGUCACCAAGUGAGCAAGAAAACAUAAGGAAUCUACUUUCGGAAACUCCAUACUCUGAUAUUGCACAUGCCUACUAUGCGGUUUCUGGACUGAAAGAAUUGACGCAAGGAGGAGCUGCAUCAACUGCUGUUACAAAGGCUGCUUGCGAAGCUGCAAAGUCGGCCAGCACAAAGAGUUUGGAGUCGUUGUUCUAUGCAUCAUCUAUUGUGGCUAAUCUUGGAGCAACUUGCAAACACACAUUCCCAGCUUCAGCCAUAGAUUCUGUCGAAAAGAAAUUAUCUGCUGAAUCUGAUGUGAAGUCUCUAUACCAUGCAGUGUCUGUGCUAUCACAUGCUGGAAAAAAGUUUUCAUCAAACAGUGUUGUUGAGCUUCUAACUAAAGCUCUUGCUCAAGAUGACAGUGUGCUUUCCUCAUCUCUCGGAAUUUUGAUCACUUCAAAGUUGGAUGCAAAAGUUGACAUCAAGCCUUUGCUUGAGAAAAGUUUCGACAUUGAGGAUAUGGUAAACCAGGCUGAUGAGGUCGAUGAAAAAUAUCUUCAUUUUGAAAACGAUCUUCGUACCACCUCCACUUUUAUUCGUGCAGCACUUGAACUCUCUAAGAGAACCAAACGUCCUUUGGGAAUCACAGAGGAUCAGAUGAUCAUGCUCGCCAAUUUUAUAUUACGAACCAAGAAUCCAUCAACACAUGAGCAAGCUUUCAAUGUGGUAGCUUCAUUGAAUGCAAUUGCUUCUUCAUCUACCAUGAAACUGGCAAAAGUUCAACUUCUGUCUGGCAGCAGCAUCGCUCAGGAUAAAACUAGCAUCCAGAUUUCUGUUAACAAUGUUCUCAGUCAUCCAAUAGAAGGUUUGACUGUGAAAGCCGAUUCAGUGACCAGGACAUCUGACAACGAAGUUAUCAUUUCAAACACUCCAUUGAAGAAAGCUGUAGCAGCAUCUGGGACCACGUAUGAUCUUAACAUGUGGAAUUUGAAGCCAAAAAGUGGAUUCUAUGAUGUUACUCUCAAUGUUGUACCAACCGGCGGAGCGAAUCUUGUGGGAGUUUCUGAUAUUGAGUUCAGAGUCAAAGUUACAACAAGAGUUGAAAUUCUCGAAUCUCAGAUCGGAACUCAGGAUCGUGAAGCUAGUUCCGGUGAUUGGCAAAAGGUCAAAUAUCCUGCUAAAGGUCCAGGGAUGAAAGCAGACACACAACAAAAGGUUUUGAUGAAGUUCAAAGUUCAAGAUACUAUUGACAAAGCAUUGAUCAAGCCUCACCAGGUUUUUGUUCUUUUCCAAAAUGUUGAAUCUGGCCAAGAAGUUAUCUUCAUUGCAGAACCUGAUUCUCAAUCUAUGUACAAAUUUGAAGUAGACUUGAGUACAGCUAGCAAGGAACAGUUUGCAGGAAAAGAUGGAAAAUAUUCAGUACAUUUGAUCGUAGGAGAUGCCGCGAUCUCAAACCCGAUCUUGUGGCAUGUGGCUGACAUCACACUAACAUUCACUGGAGUAACGCCGACACCAACUAGUGAAUCUAUCUAUGUGGCCAAGCCUGAAAUUCAUCACAAAUUCCGUGAAUCUGAGAAACGUCCACCUGCGGUUGUCUCAACCAUCUUUACUUUUGCCUGUCUUGCUCCUUUGGUCAUCUUGCUCAUCUCUUGGCUGAAGACUGGAAUGAAUCUGUCCAAUCUGAGUCUUGCUCCAAAGAAUCUCAUCUUCCAUGGAGGACUCAUUGGAAUUUUUGUGCUGUAUUACCUCUUCUGGGUCCAAUUGAACAUGUUUACAACUCUGAGGUAUCUGGCACUGCUUGGAUCUGUAACUUUCUUGGCUGGUAGCAAAGUACUUGCCGAUCAGGCGGCACGCGGACAAUAACGUCUAAAUGGAAGCUAGCAGUGAUUUGUUGUUAUUAGAAAUGAAGUACAUUCGUGAAGUUCCAAGUUUGCCCAUAAUUAUUUUGCUGCUGGCUUCUACACAAUGACAAAAAAAUGUUAUUUGAUUGAUUAUGAAGCAAAGAAAUAAGUUUCAAUAAAGUGUGGUAUUCCAUUUGAACAAUAAAGUUUGACAUUGUA